Phyllopteryx taeniolatus (common seadragon) is the source of this 4183-nucleotide messenger RNA. RefSeq names its product vitrin (gene vit). NCBI's taxonomy places the organism in Eukaryota, Metazoa, Chordata, Actinopteri, Syngnathiformes, Syngnathidae. Bases 384 to 2861 code for a protein of 825 amino acids. The transcript has 23 exons. The record is from RefSeq and is a predicted model, not a curated record. Gene Ontology annotation, biological process: positive regulation of cell-substrate adhesion; extracellular matrix organization.
AAAAAAAGUACAAGUUAAAGCACUACGGAGCUAACAAGAGGAUGCUUGCGGUGCGCUGAUGUGCUGCACGGCUGCAGUUUUUUUUUCGCGUUGACCACGCGAGCAGUUUGCGUGUCUCAAGUGGGACGGGCAAAUGAGAAGAAACUCUGGCCCCAUCCACUUCCCCGCUUUUAAUGAGUUGCUGCGAUCACCACGAGUAAAAAAAAAAAAAAAAGCCCAGGUGGAGGCUUCACUCACUUGAAUGGAGGCGUCAAACUAGCGCGCAAGGAUUUACGUUCGCAACGCACACUGCUGCGAGAUUACGUGAACUCGUCGGGAGUUUAUACAAGGACAUCUGGCCCACGGAACCAACACCCCCCCACCGCCCUCCCCCCCCCCCCACCAUGAUCAGGUCAUCAGUGACGGUCGUCUGCCUUGCGCUCCUUCUGUCCUGUGCUUGUCGGGCCAAGCCGAACGGAUCAAAAAGCAAGAAACCCAAGCAAGUGGUUCCAGCCAUCGAGUGCGAUGUCAGAGCCGGAAAGAUUAGUCUCCCUGAAUUCAUAGUCAAAUGCCCCUCGCACUGUCGAGAGACCAAGCAGCAGGUGUAUGGCACAGGCGUGUUCGCCUCCAUCUCCAGCAUCUGCAACGCCGCCAUCCACAGUGGCGUCCUCACCAAUUCGGGAGGAAAGGUGAUUGUGAGGAAAAUGGCAGGCCAGAACAUCUACAAAGGCAGCAACUCCAACGGCGUGCGCUCCCUGUCACUUCCUAAAUGGAGAGAAUCCUUCGUUGUCACAGAGGGGAAACCCAAAAAGGGCGUGAUCUACCCUUCUACCCUCGACUUUGUUCCUUCAAGACCAACGUAUGUGAAGACAAGUCAAAAGGACAAAGCCCCCGCGGUUAGCACUCCGCUUCCGACAACAGCAGCACCUGAACCCACCAUGACGACACCUGAACCUACCACCAUCGUCCCCACCACCCAGGCUCCAACGACCACCACAACGCCUCCUCCUCCACCGCCCCCUGCCACUCUCAAAACCCGCGCUGCCGUGCACAGAGUCAGAGAUGCAGGCAGCAGUCACCCAUACCUUGCCUCUGUAGCAGCUGCAAGUGUAGGACAAUCACAGAGUGCUCAAGGCAAGAGCCCCAGCCAAGUAUUCCGUGGGAGUGCCUAUCCAAAUAGAUACCCACAGCGUGCCAGUGCAGGUCUGCGCAGACCAGAGGCAGGUUCGCCUAUGCGGAGACAUUCAUCCUCUCCAAUUGGCCCAGCCUUUAACAGAGGUCAGCCAAUCCCACAGGAGCGGACCCCAAUCACAAGCCACUCCAAUCCUGUUUUUCCCAGGAGGGACCGGGCCCCUCCGCCCUUCCCUCGUCCCGAUUGGUUCCCUGGAGCCAGACGAUCAUCAGAUGGUAUUUAUGCAGCACCAGACUCAGGAUAUACGUGGAGUGAGACGGACACACCUGAGAUGACAGCUCAGGAUCACAGGCCCGAUAUCUCAGACUUUGAGCGCUGGUAUUAUAACUUUGGAUCAUACCUGUCACGAUCCACUGACUUGGAAGGCAACCGCCAAGCGCCGCUGGAUACAACCCAUACGAGAGUGGAGACAGUGGAUGAAUGGAGGCCAGAUGCAAACCUUUAUGAAUCAGGCUUCAGUAUGAGAGAGCAGGCCCCUGCGCCCAGAGCACCUGAACCUGUGUCCCAGGGAGACCCAGACUGUAAGGUGGACCUGGUCUUCCUGAUGGACGGAAGCUGGAGCAUCGGUAAGCGACGUUUUAAGAUCCAGAAGGACUUCCUGGCUGAGGUGGCUCAGGUCAUCAACGUCGGUGUGGCUGGACCCAUGAUGGGCGUCAUUCAAUAUGGGGACGACCCUGUGACAGAGAUCAACCUAAAGAGUUACUCCAACUCCAGAGACGUGAAGACGAGCAUCGCUAAGAUUGUGCAGAAGGGAGGCCUCUCCAAUGUGGGUAAGGCCCUCGCCUACGUCAACAAGCUCUACUUCAGUGAUGCCAACGGGAACCGAGGAGGAGCUCCCAACGUUGCCGUGGUGCUGGUGGACGGCUGGCCCACCGACAAGGUGGACGAGGCUUCUCGGCUGGCGAGGGAGUCCGGCAUCAAUAUCUUUUUUGUCACCAUCGAGGGUGCCGACGACAACGAGAAGCAAAACCUAGUGGAGGCCAAUUUUGUAGACAAGGCUGUGUGUCGCACAAACGGCUUCUUCUCCUUGCCCGUGUCCAGCUGGUUCGCUCUGAGGAAAACAGUGCAGCCUCUGGUGAAACGAGUGUGCGACACAGACCGACUGGUUUGCAGCAAAACCUGCCUCAACGCCAACGACAUCGCCUUCGUCAUCGACGGCUCCAGCAGCGUGGGUACUGGCAACUUCCGCACGGUGCUCCAGUUUGUGGCCAACAUCACGCGGGAGUUCGAGAUCUCCGACACGGACACGCGAGUGGGCGCCGUGCAGUACACCUAUGAGCAGAGGCUGGAGUUCGCCUUCGGCCAGCACAACACCAAGGCCGAGCUGCUCAACGCCAUCAAACGCAUCAACUACUGGAGCGGAGGCACCAGCACGGGAGCUGCCAUCACUUACGCAGCCGAGCAGCUCUUCAGCAAGUCCAAGCCCAACAAACGCAAAAUUAUGAUUGUUAUCACAGACGGACGCUCCUAUGAUGAUGUUAGAGCCCCUGCAUUGGCUGUCCAUAGUCAAGGUGUGAUCGCCUACUCCGUCGGCAUCGCCUGGGCCGCCCAGGAUGAGCUAGAGUACAUUGCCACCGACCCCGACAAGGAGCACUCCUUCUUUGUGGACGAGUUUGACAACCUGUACAAAUUUGUGUCCAAAAUCACCCAAAACAUUUGCCAAGAGUUCAACUCCCAGCCAAGAAACUGAGGACGAGUGUCGAAGUGGCGGAUCGUGUCGGGCUGUCCUGACAUAACACUGACUGUAAAUUUACUCUUGCUAUUGGCCACAUGUGCCACAUUAGCUGCAGCUCCCCGUAUUGGAAAAGAGGGGGAGUGUUCAUUUAGGUGAGGAUCGUGGGUUCACCACAGAACAAAUCUUUGAGAAUCAGUUUUUGUUCCCAAAUCUACCAGUGGUGCUAAUGAUAAAGAUUUAUACAGUAUGUGCUACUUGUUGUCUUUUCACUGCAUGAAGAAAGCAGCAUUUUCCUAAUCCUGUUAAUGGAUCAAAAUGAUGUACCGCUCUCUAUUCAGCUUUUAAGAACAGUAUUACUCAAUUCAAUCAAUAUAAAAUGAACUAUUCAGCUAUAGUGCACAAACAAAAUAGUAGUUUGAGACAAGUUGCCAGAAACCCUCCCAGCUUUAUCCUUUAUUAUAAAACGCCGUCUUCUUUGUGCUGCGAUGACAAAUCUAUGGUAAUCUUUAGGGCCACCUUUGUGUACUGUUUUUUACUAAAAUAUUUCUCACUUCUAUACUCGAAACUACAAGUUACUGAUCCUGCUUUAAUAACACUAUCAAAUGAUCUGUACAAGUGCAUUUUAAUCUGCCAGUAGUUCAAUUCAAAAAGUGAAAGUCAUAUAUAUUCAUUAAACAGGAAAAUUGAAAUAAAUUGAAUAAGGCUAGCUCCCAUCUAAUUUUUAUAUUAAAACUCAUUUUGAUUGUUUCUUUGGUAAUAUUCUAAUCCCUUGUGAUGGUUAAAUUGGGGAUUUCUGUAGCUGUUAUUUUCAGAAUAUGAGUUUGACUUUUUGCAUUGAACUGAAAUGAACUUUCCAUGAUAUUAUUGUAUGGGGAUGCAUACCAGUGUAGUCUGUGAAGCAUCGUUAAGGCAAACUGUAUUUUUUGCAUAUGGUACCAAAAUGUAAAGCUACAGUAUCUUAUUGGGAUGUGGUUCUUCCAGAAAGAAAAGUAGACUUUUGGUACACACGGCACUUCCUCUUGUGGCUACUUUGCGCUUUUUCUGAAGUGGUGCAUUUUCUUUGUAACAGAAGAGAUUUGUUAGUAGUGACACUGUGUUGGUUCCUUUCGCAGACUUUUUCUUGUACUGUGUUGGCAGGAAAGGUUGUUGGAAUGAGGCUUACGUGCACUGCAUGAAUUAUUUCCUUAACAGUUUGGUUGAUUUUAAACAUCUUUUGUCUAAAGAGUAUUUAUGAUCGUCUCCCUAUUUGUACAUAUUCAGAUCAAAGCAUUUCCUCACAAUAGUUUUUUUUGGUUUUUUUUUUGCAAGUUUUGAUAAAAUAAAGAAAAUGAACUGUU